AUGCACUGUAUGCUGAGACAUAAUAAGUUGCUAACGCGAUUUGAGACGGAUUGCUCUGAUGUGGUGAAGAUGGUGUCUACGCCAGAGGAGUGGCCAGCGUUCGCAAUACUUCUUGACGAGGUCGACCGAUGUAAACGGAGUUUUACCUCUUUCUCCAUUGCGCACAUACCUAGGACGAAAAACACGAAGGCAGACAAGUUAGCACGAAGUGCUCGAGCUCUACCUACUGAUGUGUACUAUGUAAACUCUGUUUCGCCCACUUGGAUUCCCGAGCUGGUUUAG
Microthlaspi erraticum is the source of this 282-nucleotide messenger RNA. NCBI's taxonomy places the organism in Eukaryota, Viridiplantae, Streptophyta, Magnoliopsida, Brassicales, Brassicaceae. The record is from the annotation of a GenBank genome assembly.